GAUUCUUCAAUGGAUUCAGACGUAAUUAAGGCUUUUAAUAAAUUGCUCGUUUCAAUGCAAGAAUGUAAAGGAGGUAUUGUUAGCAAACAAAAAGUUGUUGAUAUUACAAAGGCUGCAAUGAAUGCUGUCAGAUAUUUUAAACAUGUUGUUUUUAUUGUUGAACGAUAUUUGGUUAAGUGUCGCCAAGAAUUCAAAAUCCCCGCUUUAUAUGUUAUGGAUUCAAUUUUACGUCAAGCAAAAAAGCAAUAUAAACACAAAGAUGUUUUUGCACCCAGAUUUGCUGUUAAUUUGUCUACUACGAUUAAUAAUGUGCUCGAUUGUGAUCCUACUGACAGAUUGAAAGUUGUUCGUGUUGUUAAUUUAUGGCAAGCUCAUCAAAUUUUUGCUGAUGAAGUAAUUGAACCAAUAUUAAAUAAAUGUCAAGCAUCUGGAUUAGACGUUGAACCAGCAAAAGUUGAGCGCUUAGUUAAAGGUGAAAAAGCAGAUAUGCAACUUUAUCAACAAUCAAAUUUAUUCAAUACAAGCGGCAAUUCAAUCAAAUCUGAAACUGCGCCAACUUCAAAAAUUUUAACGCCACAUAUAGGCAAUAUAAAUCCAGUGAAUGUUUCAGCUUCUGGGCAGAGUUUAGAUGAACGUCUCUCACAAUUCUCUCGUCAAAAACUUGGUAUUGGUGGGCGUUCAAAUUCAGUUACAAGCAGUACAACACUAAAAACUGAAUUGGGGCCUCGUACUCCUCCAUUAGAAGACCAUGAUCAUCGUCAACUACUUUCUUCACUCUUUUCUGACACAAAAAAAGAACCUUCUACUCCAAUUCAACUUCCUCCAGCUAAUAACAAUUCUGGAAGUGGAUUAAGUGGUGCUGAAGUAAUUUCAUUAGUUCAACCUUUGGGAUUUUCUUUGGAUCAUGUAGAGGUUGUAGCUGGUUUACAAAGAUUUUUGGAAGAACGAGUUAUUGAACAAAUUGAAAUGGAAAAGAGGAGACAAGGAAAUAUUAAGAAUCUCCUUUCUCGCGAUUUUGACUAUUCCGAUGAAGAAGAUGAAGGCGGUGGAGGUGGUCACCAUCACAAUGGUACACACACAUCGACAGGGUCACCCAUAACCCUUUCAAGUGUUUCUAAAGAAAAACUUUUAAAUCUUGCAAGAUCAGUGGUUGCUGAACCGGCACAUCAAGAAGAAAUGAGAAAAUUGGUGGCUUGUGUAAAUAAAGAUGUUGGCAUUGGUUCACCGGCUGCAAAAAUGGCCACUCCUCAACUACAACUACAACAACCAUUGACUUUUCCAAUGCCUAACUUUUCUUUUCCACCGCCAAGCUUUUCAAACGGAACUCUUUUUCCUGGUUUAUUCCUCCAGCUAACUACACCGACUUCAAUGUUUCCGAUGUCAACGCAGCAAUUUCCACAACAACAACAACAAACGCACCGGGACGAUAGAAAAGAAGCUGAAAACUACCGCAAUGAUCGAAACGAUUAUUCUAGAGGUGACAGAAGGGACAGCCGCGCUAGUGGGUCUUCACGGAAACGGAGUCGAUGGUCACCAGUUGAUGAAAAAAGUCGCAGUUCUAGACGUGAUAAUGAUUCAACACGACAUGACGAAAAAUCAUCAUCUCAUCGAAGACGAGAGAAUGAUGAAAGAUCUGAAAGAUCCUCACAUAAAAGAACUCGAAGCACAUCACCAAGAAAAAAUGAUCGUGAACGCAAUAGCGACAAAGAAAAGGAUCGUGAACAAAUGAUGAGAGAUCGUAGACGUAUGGGAUUACCCGAAAAACUGAAAUUUGAACACGUUCUCAUUGCAUCUCGAACUUUAUGGUUUGGCCGUAUUCCUACAUCAGCUAAUGAAAAUGAUAUUAUUGAAUCUGUAAAAGAAAUUGGAACACCAGAAAAAAUAAUCAUUGUUAAUACACGUGGUUGUGCUUAUGUGACAAUGCCUGAUAGAAAAUUGGCUUUUAAAAUUAUUGAUAGAAUGGGGAAGACAAUUCAAGUUUUGAAGAAGAAUAUAAAGCUUGCUUGGGCAACAAUUCCAAGCAUUAAAGAAGAACAAAAAUUUAUGGAUAAAUGGGAUUGUGAACUUGGUUUUGCUGAAAUUCCUUUUUCAAUUUUGCCUGAUGGAAAUUUGGAUAAAUUAAUGGAAGGAGCUUGGUUAGAAUUAUAUACUUUGCCUGAAUUAUUGAAAGAUCGUUAUACAAACACUGGAAUUAAACAAGUACAACAACAAUUACAAGCAAUUCAAUUGCCACCAGCAGGUUUAACACUAUUGCCUCCACAGAUGGCAGCUGGAUUACCUGCUACAGCUGCGCAAUUAAUGCCUGGUUUUACUUUUCCUGCUGCUUUAACCGCUGCAAUGUUUCCUCAAAUGGCUGCAGCUGCUUCAGGUUUAAUGGCAUUUCAACAACAACAGCAAGCAAAUAACCAAAAUCUUCCUCAACAAAAUACAGCAACAGAUUCUACACCAUCUAAUAAUAAUGAAAACAAUAAUAAUAGUAAUCCAUUAAGUACAACAACUACACAAUUUCCUCCAGUAUUUCCAAAUCAGGCAAUUCAAAUGCCACCUCCACAUAUGUUGAAUCCACCAAAUCAACAAAUUCGAUUUAAUCAACAAAGAUUUAGAGGACCAUUUCAUGGAGGUAGAUUUCCUGGCGGUGGUGGUAGAUUUCCUGGAAGGGGAAGAGGCGGAGGAAGAGGUUUUGUUAAUAGAGGUGGAUGGAGAGGUGGUGGAAGUAGUGGUGGAGGAUUUGAUGGAAGUAGUAAUAGCGGAGUAAGUGGAGGUAAUAAUGGUGGUAGUAGUGGAGGAGGUGGUGGAUGAUUCAAUUCUAAAAAUAAAUAUUUGAUACAUA
Molecule: messenger RNA, 2830 nt
Organism: Meloidogyne enterolobii
Lineage: Eukaryota; Metazoa; Nematoda; Chromadorea; Rhabditida; Meloidogynidae
Source: the annotation of a GenBank genome assembly